Thamnophis elegans (Western terrestrial garter snake) is the source of this 6809-nucleotide messenger RNA. RefSeq names its product cingulin like 1 (gene CGNL1). The transcript is spliced from 19 exons. The record is from RefSeq and is a predicted model, not a curated record. Gene Ontology annotation, cellular component: myosin complex. The coding region runs from base 491 to 4330 and encodes 1279 amino acids. Lineage: Eukaryota; Metazoa; Chordata; Lepidosauria; Squamata; Natricidae.
GAUUCCCUUCCCCCCAGUGGACGGGAAGCCUUUCGCCGCCCAGGAGCCUCAACCCGCCCUUUGGCAGAGGGGGGCGGGGGCGGGGGGCGCCCCUUCAGGCAACGGUUCCCAAGGGGGAAAACCUCUGGAGAUGAACCCCCCCCCUUGGAAGCGCUGCUCCCACAAGACGCCUCGCACAGCUGAGGAGCCGCCCGGGGGCCCUUCGCUCCUGGCUGGCGGCAGGUCUGGCGGCGGGGCGGCGGAGGAGCCGGCUCUGCUCGGACGGCCCCCAUCCCCGCCUGCGGGGGCUCCGUCGGGCAGAGGCAGGCGGCUCCUGAGCGCGUGCAGAAGGCGGGCGGCCGUCCAGGCCCCGCCCGGAGAGCUGCCCGCCUCAGGUCCCUCCCUCGGCGGCCUGGAAGAGGCGGGCGGCGGGCAGAGGCGCUCGCUCGGCGGGGCUCGGCUCGGAGGAGGACGCGGCGCGGGCCGGACGGAGCUUUGGAUUGUGUGAAUUAUGAAGUCCUCUCCCAGUGGCUUCCGGCAGCGGAACCAUGUGACCCCCCCCAAGUUGGCAAGACACGAGAGCCCAAAGAACCCUCCGGACGCCAAGGCUGGGUCUUACGGAGUCACCAUCCGAGUCCAGGGGAUCGACGGCCACCCGUAUCUCGUGCUCAACAACACUGAGGGAUGCUUGUCAGCAAAUCUCCUGGGGCCUGAAAACGGCCAGCAGGUUGCAGCUGAUCAGCCAGCUCCCGAUGCCGCUCUUCCUGCCGUUCAACUCGUCAAGAAAAGCCGCAAAGGAAGUCCCUUUGGCGGGCUCUGGGAUGAUGCGCCACCCAGUUGGAUUACAAGCCUGGACGAAGCCAGCAGGGCAGAGGGAAAGGAAACGGCUUCACCUUUGAAAGCGGAGAUUUCCCCAGCCUCUAAUUUGCUGAACUUCCAGAAAUAUCCGGAGCUGCUUCAACCCUAUAAUCCUGCAAACAGUAUCUUGAGUCUGAAGGACCUUCAGCCUCGCCUGCUGAGCAAAUUCCAGUCUCUUGAGGAGGAGAAAUUGGACGCCAGGCCUUGGACCUCGUCUCUGAAGGUAGCGGUAGGUGGCUCAACCCCCCAAUUUGCAGAAGUGGCUAAAUCAAAACCUAAAAUGGUGGACUUGACCAAGCCUGACCAGAACAAGCCGCAGCAGCUGGAAAGCCCUGGUGCUGCAGACAGUCCUGGCGGAAAGCCCGCGUGGCUAGCCUCUGGGGCUGGAUCUUCUUCACCUGCAGGGAGUUCCCCUGCCUGCCCAGGUCCCAGGAGGUGCAGACCAGACCUCCUCCCCUUCCGCCAACCGGACUCGGCAGGAGCAGCCCUGAAUGGUUCCCAUAAAUCUUCCUCUUCGUCCACAACUCCGACGUCCGCCGCCUCUGUGUCCAGGUUUUUCCUAGAUGACCAAGAAUACGCCAUCUACGCCGACCACGUCAACCGGCAUGAAAACCGGCGGUACAUCCCAUUCUUGCCUGGAACCGGCCGGGAUAUUGACACGGGAUCAAUUCCUGCAGUCGAGGAGCUGAUUGAAAAGUUUGACGGGAAAGUUUAUCCCCAGAGGAGGGGGAGGUUGGGGUUCAGGACUCGAACUCUUGCACAAAAGCGAUCCAAGAGCGUAGACAGCGCCCUGUCUCAAGGACCCCAUUCCGACUGCAUCGGUGACUUCGCCCGAAGCUUGGGGAGAUCAUCCGAGCGAUUGGUCCAGUCCUCCCGGGCUUGCCUGCAGAAGCCGCUGUCUGCAGAGAAGAAGGCAGCGUCUCCUGGGGAGCAGUCGGCCCCCCGGGCGGCAGGCAAGCUCCAGACAAGCCCAGGGAGGCGAGAGUCUCCCGGCAGCCACUUCAGAUCCCUGCAGCACCUGAGACCAGAUCAAAGGAGCCCCGAGAGUUUGCCUUCUAGGUCUUCCACUCUCCCAAGGCAGCUUAAAAGAAGAGAUCACAGAACCUCCACUCAAGGCUCCUUCCCGGAAAGCACCGAGAGUCCGGCUCCUUCGAUGGGAACUUUUCCUUCUGGUUCGAAACCUGCUCAGGUAACGCCUGACCUGCUCAGGGGCCAGCAAGAACUUGCCCGGCAAAGCAAUGAGGAGACGGCCAAGCAGAUUCUCUACAACUACCUGAAGGAAGGUACCAGUGAAAAUGAGGAUGCUACCAAGAGGAAAGUCAACUUGGUAUUUGAGAAAAUCCAGACGCUGAAAUCCAGGGCGGCCGGGAGUCCCCAGGCGCCUGAGGCUUCAGUGGAAGUCAACAUGUUGGUGGAAGAGACGAAGCAGUUGACAAAGAAGGUUUCUGAGCUACAGAGGAAGCUGGACGUGGAACUCAAGAAUCAGCAGAACCUCAAAGCUGAAAAGCAGACGAUGGAGGGAGAGCUUCAGAAGCUUCAGCAACAGCUUCAAGAAAACGUGGAGGAGAAAGACACUUUCAGGAGGCAGCUGAAGGAAAGCGAGAAAGACCUGAGAGAGAACCUGGAGGAGCUUUUCCAAGUGAAGAUGGAGCGGGAGCAGCACCAGAGGCAGAUCCGGGACUUGCAAGAUCAGCUUUCCGAGAUGCACGAUGAACUGGACAGCACGAAGCACAUGGAGGACAGUGAGAAGGAGCAACUCGCGCAGGAGUUGAUGCAAACGAAGCAGGGCCUGCAGGAGAUGCUGGAGCUUAAAGACCAGCGAGAAAAGACCCUGGCGAAAUGCGAGCGGGAGCUGGCGGCCCUGAAGGGCGUCUUGAAGGAAGAGAUGGCCAGCCAGGAGCGAGAGAUGGGCCGCCUCAGGGAGCAGCACAUCCGGGAGCUCCAGAGCGUGGGAGACAGUCUGGCCAAAGCCACAGAGAGGAUUGGCUCCCUGUCCAGUGCAAAGGCCGAAGCAGAGAAGGAGCAAAGGAGCCAGGAGGGCCGCGUGGCUGAGAUGGCCGAGCAGAACGGGCAGCUGAGGAAGGCCCUGGGACGGCGGGAGAAGCAGCAACAGGAACUGCAGCUGGAGCUUGAAAUUUUGAGGGGAGGCAAGGAGGAAGCUGAGGGGAGGCUGAGGAGGUGCAUGGGAGAGGUGCAGUCCUUGAGCCGGGCCAAGGAGGAAGCCCGCCAGCUGCUCUCGGCCAAGGUGUCUUUGGAAGCCCAGCUGGAGGACGCCCAGAGGAACAUCGGUCGGCUGAGCCAGGAGCAGCAGCAGCUGAUGGGCCGCCUGGAAGACGAAGCUUCCCAAAAAGAUCAGCUACAGAAGACAAAGGGCGAACUGGAGAACGAGCGGCGGCAGCUGGACAGAACUGUUGAAAGGCUGCAGAAGGAGAUGGCGGAAGUCCGUAAAGUCUCCCAGGAAUCAACCCGGCAGCUCCAGAAGCAACUGGACGAGUACAAGGAGAAGAGCCAGCAGCAGCUGGUAGAUUCACAGCAGCAGCUGAAGGGCAAAACCCUGGAGCUGGAAAAGGCCCACCAGACAACCCUCAAAAUGCAGGAACAGGUACGUUUCAUGGAGGAAGAAUUACAGAGUCACAGAACAGCCCAAAAAGAAGCCCUCACCAAGACUCGGCUUCUGGAAGACGCGGUGAAGAACCUGGAAUAUGAACUGGAAACCAAAAGCCACUUGAAAGAAGAUCGGGCAAGACAGGCCAAGAUACUGGAGGACAAGAUAUCCCAGCUGGAGUUGGAGCUGGAAGAAGAACGGAGCAGUUCUGACAUCCUCUCUGGGAGGAUCGGCAGGGGCAGAGAACAGGUGGAGCAAAUGCGGAGUGAACUCCUCCAGGAAAGGACAGCCAGGCAAGAACUGGAGGGCGACAAGGCUGCCCUGGAAAGGCAGAACAAGGAGCUGAGAGGGCGGAUCCUCCACCUGGAAGGCUCUCACAAGCCCAGCAAGGAGGGCCUCCUGGCCCAGAUGGAAGCCCGCCUCCUGGCCCUGGAGGAGCAGCUGGAGAAUGAGGAGAGGGACCGAGCUCGCCUCCAGUUGACCAACCGCCGACUGGAGAGGACGGUGAAGGAGCUCCUGAUGCAGGUGGAUGAUGAGCAUCUCUCCUUGACUGACCAGAAGGACCAGCUCGGCCUGCGCCUGAAGGCUAUGAAGCGGCAGGUGGAGGAAGCAGAGGAAGAAAUAGACAGGCUGGAGAACACCAAGAAGAAGCUCCAGAGGGACCUGGAAGACCAAGUGGACCUCAACGACCAGCUACAAGGACAGCUGACCACCAUCCGGCAGGACCUCAGGCGCCAGAAGAGCUCCAGUAAGCUGCUGAGCGACUUGGACUACGACGAGGACGAUGACUUCAGCACAGAUGGGGGGAGCCUUUUCGACGCCCCCCUGGGGCUGAAGUCCUUCAAGGCCGGUGAGGGCAAAGCCAAGCAGGACGCCAGCCUGCCUUAAAGGCCGAGAGGCUCCACAGAAUCAAGGUGCCACCGGCUGCAGGAACCAGAGCACCGGGUGACCCAAGCUCCUUUUUCUGAAAUGCUCCAUGUUCAGAUUUGUUUCAGAAAUAAACUUUUGUGAACAGAAAGGAGCUGGCCUUCCACAGAUUCAGGGAUACUUCCAGCUCUGAGCGCCUGGCCGGCCCCAGACUGCUCCCCACCCGAGCUCUUCCUUCUCCUUGGAAGCUGUUUCAGACCGAGGAGAGGAAGGAUGUAUUAUCCCUUGUUUACGAGAGCAGAGGAAGGAAUAUACAAAGCAGGAGGGAAGAAUGUUAUGUAUUUCUGAAUCAAGAGUUUUCGCAACUCUUGCAACAUUUUUGUGUAGUUUCAUGUUUCUAUAGCGCACAUCAAUAUUGCAGGAAUCUAUAUUAAGUGUCAUAUCAUCCAUAAGCUUUAAAACCCUAUUGCAGUAAACUCCACUUGCUCAGCAAACGUGUUUAUGGGCUGAAGGAGGGCAGCGUGGAAAAAGCUGGACCUUCUGCCAGGAGCCAUUUCUGCUCAGAAAAACUGUUCCCCGCUCCCCGUCUCGGCUUCCUCGCUCGGACCUCCAGGGAUCCAUCGAUGCGGGGACCGUUGACGUCCUGAUCUUGCCAGACUUUAGAAAAGGAGCCUCUGGUGGGUUAUAAAGGACACUCUGAGAAGCACAUCUGGAAAGGCACUUCUGUUUUCUUGUCUUCUGGCUUUAAUUGUAGUUACCUGUAAGUGGCAUCUGAGUGCACUGGAAGAACUUCCAAGUAUUUGCAAAAGUUUCUAUUUUAACCUGCAUUUUUAUCUUUCCACCAAAUCUUGGCUCUAUUAGGACAAUCUUUAAUGAGGAAAUAAUAGUAUUAGCAGCCCUAUGCAAUUCUUCUCUUCUGCAACUUGUUAAAGUGUUCAAUUCAAAACUGGUUAGCAUCAAGUGCUUUUUCCAGAGUCAGCACUGAGGAUAUUAAAUUCCAACAUAAAAGCGAAUCCUGGAAGCUGCACAAAGGAGUCUCGUCAUGGAAGAACGCAGUUGUCAGCUCCAAGUAAUGCACCCAUAACAAAUCGGACUGCGAGGCAUUGCUUUUCCUGAAAGAACCAAUAUAUCCCUUGAAAGAAAAUAUUUCCCCCAAGAAGCCGGGGCGUCUGGACUUUGUGGGUUCGUGAGGGGAACCUUAAGUAGGGCCUGCUCUGAGCCCCCAGCGGCCUUUGGGCUUCAUUACCUCCACUGGGAACACCGAGAACUGCCUUCGCCUCUCACCCACCAAUCCCAAGGGCCGCCGCACGGGGGGGAGCAGAGACGGAGAGGAAGGGAACGGGGGGGGGGGGGAGGGAAGGGCAGGGUUUUGAUUUGGGAGCCUCAGGUGCAGAGACAGCACGUCCUCCUGUCCAGCUGACUUGUUCACGGAAGGAGAGCAGCUGGUCCUGGUGGCCGUUUACUGCUGACUCUGGUGGCCACGAUUCCUUGCUCGGAUGCAAUCAGAGUCUUUGUGUUGCCCUGAAAGGUGAAAAAAGCAGAGUUCUGCUGGCUUGAUGAGGUCAGCCUGAGCCAAGAAGAGGCGGCUUUUUGCUUGGCAGGAAGGCCCCCCCAGGGAAGCCCUUCGCCCACCUGCUGACAGCCCCUGGUUCAGCCCCGUCAUCUCAGGUGGGGCAGGAGAACCCGUGGGGAGGAGGAGGAGGAGGAGGGGGGGUGUGGGGAGCGGUCGAUCGAGUGCCUUCGGUUCCCACAGGGAAGGGGGCUUGUUUCAGUUUUACAGGGUUCCAUGACUGGGAGCCAGGAAACAGCACAGGAGACGAGCUAAAAGGUUGGACCCGCUUGAUAGGCGGUUUCUGAUAGUAGCAAGGAGUUUGGACAGACCUUGGAACCAGAUAGUGCUAUUCUUUUGUUCCAGCAGUUCUUCAUGAAUGAUACCAUGAAGUAAUUUGUCCACAUUGUUUGGGUAACUUUAGUGUUUGUCUCCUGCCUGGAGUGAGGAGGAGUUAAUUUAACUCCUUGAUGUCAUAAUCUGAAAAUAUGUGUCAAUCUACAUAGUAAAGCAUUUGAUGUCCACUGAUAAGCUAAUAGGAACAUAUUUGCUCUGAGAUGUACCUUCAUUUUCAGCAGAUGUAUCCUCGGGAGGUUUGUAGCUAAUCUGAAUGAGAUGCAUUUUUCUUUGUCCUUAGCUUUUAAAAACAAGGAAGAAACGACCUGGAAACAGCUGCAUUGUCAGUUCAAACUCUUGUAUUUUUCUUCUGAUACUAAGAUGCCAACUUUAUUUUAAUACUACUCUUUAUAACUCUCUUCUUGGAUCAUGUCUGAGCAAGCUGAAGACAAAAAUCCAUUGGGAAACAAAUUCACUUUUAAUUUCAAGGGCUUUUACUGGAAAACCUCUAGUAUAAACUGAGACUGUAAAUAAUUUGGGGGAAAACCGAGGAAUGUUUGCAGCUAAACCAUAAAACUCUAUAGUUAUUUUGAAAUAAAUGGUAAAUCUUUCUGC